UAAACUGAUAUACCUAUGCUCUCUAGAAUAUAUAUUCCGAGGUGCCUCCCUGUGACGACUAUUAACAAGUCUGCUCAGUGUGUGUGUGUGUGUGUCCUUGUGUGUGUGCUUUACAUUCUCUGCUCUGUGAGGAGAGGCACACAGUCCAUCUGUACUAAGAACAGCGGUGCUUCUACGAUCACAGAUUUCAUGCAGAUGGAUAUUUCAGCUUCAACUCGUGGUAUCACCAUCCUGCUUAUUUUCUGUCUUUGUGGCUCCAUUAAUGCCUAUCCAAAUGGAAAAGUUGAGGCAGCAUGCUCUACAAUGAUACCUGAACAUGGAGCUUCCGCUCAGACCUCCACAGGCCCCUACAGUUUGACUGUUUCUAAAACCACUUACAGUGCCGGAGAACAAAUCACAGUCUCUCUAAGUGGAAGUUCCAAAUUUGAAGGUUUCCUGAUUCAAGCCCGCUCGGGCAACUCAGCAACCCCUCUGGGCUCCUUUGCGGUCGCAGACAACAGUGCACAGACCCUCACAUGUACCUCUGCUAACAGUGCAGUGAGCCAAACAUCUUCUGCCUCUAAAUCAAAUGUACAGUUGAAAUGGAUGGCUCCAUCAAGCGGCAACUCAGACAUACAAAUUAGGGCCACCGUGGUGCAGACAGAGAAGGUCUUCUGGACUAAUGUUGCAAGUUGUACGAUUACCUACAAUUCCACAUCAACAAGUGGAUCUGGUACAAGUUGCACUAGUGCUUCAAAUAAUUCUUUCAGAAUAUCAGUUUCCUUCCUAUUUGUGAUGAUCCUGGCUAUGGCAAUUAUGUGGCUCUAAAGGCAGUGUUCUCCGUGUCAGCCUGUCUUAAUAGAUCAGAUGGGAAGUUUUGCAAUUAAAUACAAACAUUUCAGCAAUGGAAACGUAAAUGCAGUUGUGAAACCACUUUUUAUAUCAUUUUAAAUGUGCUGUAUAUGGUUCAGCUUCCAAACAAACUUGGGCUAAAAAUACUGUAAUCCUUUGUAUCCGUGUCUAGGAAUAUAUACUAAAUUCAAUAAUUUGGUGCAGGGUUCCCCUUAAUAUCCAUACCAGACCUGAAAUUUCGAAAUUCUCAAAUGUUGGAACAGCUUCACAGACACGCUUCAAAUUUUUUUCACACCCUCUUUUUAGCCAUUGUUAGAGAAGCCAAGCCCAUACAGGUAAUAUACCAAGCAUCUGUUGAUAAUGUUGUCUAAGUAAGAGAUUUUGAAACAUCAUCUUGUCACUCUAUAACAGGGUGACAGUACAAAGGUGCUAAACACUCCCCAAAUUGCUUUUGGAGUACUAUUAAAUCCAAUAAAAAAGAUGGUAUGUCACCUCCUUACAGUGGCUAGAUUUUCUGUUCCCUGACAUUGGUAAUCUCAAUAAUUGCCAAAUGGGUGGUUGAAAUAGAUGCACGAUAGUGUCUAACUGCUUCGAACAAUUUACCUUUUUUUGAGCCAUGUUUAGACAUUCCCAAGUGUUCCAAGACGCUCUAUCCAAAUACUUUAGCUACCUCACUUGAAACAUGGCCAUGGCAAAGGUGGGAGGGAAAACAACCCCCACUUUCUUAUUUUACCCCCUUCAACCUCCCCCUUUCCCCUACCAACAACAAAGUGUUGUCCCAUCCCUGCUGUCUGAGAGCUGAUCUAUUCU
Molecule: messenger RNA, 1641 nt
Organism: Rana temporaria (common frog)
Lineage: Eukaryota; Metazoa; Chordata; Amphibia; Anura; Ranidae
Product: putative ferric-chelate reductase 1
Exons: 6
Coding region: 16-807 (263 amino acids)
Molecular function (GO): oxidoreductase activity, acting on metal ions
Source: RefSeq, a predicted model, not a curated record